UAUUGGGCCUGGGCCAACACUAAAAUACAAAGCUUGAUUUAUGAUUGUUUAUAAUCAGAUCCCAAACCGUUCGUCCUCCGAAGCGAGUAAAGGUUCUUGCGUCGUCUAUCGAAGUCUACCUUCUCGCGAAAUUUCGAAUUUUCUCGGGAAAAUUUUCGACAACGAGGUAUAUCCUCGAGCAGAUACACGACCUUCGAGCUCUCUGAUUGAAGGUUUUGAAUCGACUUGCGUAAGUAAAAUCUCGAGGAUGAAGAGCGAGAGAGAAGUUAAGAACGGUGGUGUUGAGGAAGAGAGAGAUGCGAAGCGGAAGAGAGUGAUAGAGCGAUCUAAUGAUCACGAUGUCGAGGAAGCGGAGAACGAGCAGAAGAAGGAUAACGGAGUUGCGGAGCUCGAUGACAACGAAGAUGAUGAUGCUGAUGCCUCUAAAGGGGGCAAACGUUCACGCCGUGUUGAAGUUCGUCGAGAUUGCCCCUAUCUUGAUACUGUUAAUCGUCAGGUUUUGGAUUUUGAUUUCGAGAGGUUUUGCUCAGUCUCAUUGUCGAAUUUGAAUGUCUAUGCGUGUCUUGUGUGCGGGAAGUAUUUUCAAGGAAGAAGCCAGAAGUCUCAUGCUUAUACACAUAGCUUGGAAGCAGGUCACCACGUUUACAUCAAUCUUCUCACGGAGAAGGUGUAUUGUCUUCCUGAUAGUUACGAGAUCAAUGACCCUUCUUUGGAUGACAUUCGUCAUGUUUUAAACCCAAGGUUUAGUAGGGCACAAGUAGAAGAGCUUGAUAGGAAUAAGCAGUGGUCUAGGGCUCUUGAUGGCUCUGACUAUCUCCCGGGAAUGGUGGGGUUGAACAACAUACAAAAGACAGAGUUUGUGAACGUUACAAUCCAAUCGUUGAUGAGAGUUACUCCUCUAAGGAACUUUUUCCUUAUUCCCGAGAACUAUCAGCAUUGCAAGUCUACUCUUGUUCACCGCUUUGGGGAACUCACUCGAAAGAUUUGGCAUGCUCGAAACUUCAAAGGACAGGUAAGUCCACAUGAGUUCUUGCAGGCUGUCAUGAAAGCCAGUAAGAAGCGAUUUAGAAUAGGCCAGCAAUCAGAUCCAGUAGAGUUUAUGUCGUGGCUCCUUAACACUUUGCACAUGGAUCUUCGAACUUCAAAGGACGCCAGCAGUAUCAUCCACCAGUGCUUCCAGGGUGAGUUAGAAGUUGUGAGAGAGUAUCAAGGCAAUGAAAACAAAGAAAUAUCCAGGAUGCCUUUUCUGAUGCUGGGGUUAGAUUUGCCACCGCCUCCUCUUUUCAAAGAUGUCAUGGAGAAAAACAUUAUCCCGCAGGUUGCUCUAUUCGAUCUGUUGAAGAAGUUCGAUGGAGAAACUGUGACAGAGGUGGUUCGCCCAAGGCUAGCCAGAAUGAGAUAUCGAGUAACCAAAUCUCCUCCGUACUUGAUGUUCCAUAUGGUUCGCUUCAAGAAGAACAACUUCUUCAAGGAGAAGAACCCUACCUUGGUUAACUUCCCAGUGAAAGACAUGGAGCUGAGGGAUUACAUACCAUCAUUGCCUACUGCCGCUGAAGGGGAGAAGACGUGUACAAAGUAUAACUUAAUCGCCAACAUCGUACAUGAUGGUAAACCAGAGGAUGGGUAUUUCAGAGUGUUUGUGCAGCGGAAGUCGCAAGAACUCUGGUACGAGAUGCAGGAUUUGCAUGUUGCAGAGACGCUCCCACAGAUGGUGGAACUAUCGGAAGCAUACAUGCAGAUAUAUGAGCUGCAGGAGGAAUAGACCGCAGUAAACAAAAGCUUACUCAUCAUCGCUUUAAAGAGUUAGUUUCCAGCUUUUUCUUGUAUUGAGGAUAGAGAUUAAAGACGUGUUCUUCCACAACUCUUUUUGGAUAUAGAUAAUAUUGAACCUCUUGAAGGCUUACUCAUAUGGAAAGACCCAAAGGAAAACGAAACCAUGAGUUUUGGGAACAGGCCUUAUUGCAUCAUUUGUUUAAAAAAUAUAAAUCUAUUGAUGA
Molecule: messenger RNA, 1997 nt
Organism: Brassica rapa (field mustard)
Lineage: Eukaryota; Viridiplantae; Streptophyta; Magnoliopsida; Brassicales; Brassicaceae
Product: U4/U6.U5 tri-snRNP-associated protein 2
Biological process (GO): mRNA processing; spliceosomal complex assembly; protein deubiquitination
Molecular function (GO): zinc ion binding; cysteine-type deubiquitinase activity
Source: RefSeq, a predicted model, not a curated record